AUGACGAAAGAAAUAGCGAUUUUUAACUAUCCACCCGAGCUUGGAACUCCAUCUAACUGGAAGAUGUCUUUAAUUUCACCCAAGUUUUUCGGUGUUUUGGAUAAUAGCAAUGUUUUGAAGGUUUAUUCCAUAGAAUCAAAAAAUAUCGUCUUCACAUUAAAUGAUAUUUCCGAUUUUUGUUGGAUUGAAAGUAUUCACUUUAAGAGCCAAUUACUAUGCGUUAUUUCUCAGUCCAAAUUAUUGAUUUAUACUUCAGAAGAUAAAUUGCCACAAAUUGUCAUAUUUGAUGCAUCAACGCGCAAAGCUCCAAUAUCAAUGAAAACAAAUACAGACAUCAUGAACAAAAUUAUUGAAUUUCCUUUAUCCGAAAAUGCCACAAUAGCAACAUCAAUCGAUGCAAACUCAUUAUUAAUAGUUAAUUCAAACCAACUCGAAAAGUACACUUUAUACCUCGAUGGUUUAUAUCUACAAGGUUCUUGCUCCUCUAAUAAUUGCACAAAAUUUGCUUUUGAUGGCGCAAACAUUGCAGGUUUUUCGCAAGACACUGUUUCCAUUUGGAACACCGCACUCGAUGAAUUCAUUUUCUAUAAGGUAGAAUGUCAAUAUCUUUGUCCAUUGAAACCAGGAGUUUUUGGAGCCAUAAAAGACAACCAAAUCACCAUCAUUGACAAGAAAAACGGUAUCGGCGAGAAAAUAUCUAUACCAGAAAACACUCAUUUUUCAACUUACGUUCAAAAUAAUCAAUUAUUUAAUAUAUCAUCGAACUACUCCAUCUGUUAUCCUCGAUUUGAGUGUCCAGUAUUCGCAAACGACAAUAAAAUCAUGAUUAUCGAGGACGAAGAACACCUUUGCCGCUUAUUAGAUGUCAUAUCUCAAAAUUUCGCUUUACAAUUCCUUAUUGACUACGGCAAACAGAGCGAGCAUAAUGCGGAGCUUGUUGCUGUUGCAGCCUGCCAGCACGAAAGCAAGGAAUUGGUCGAUCAAUUCACAAAAGAUCUAAAUAUCUCAUUAUCACUAUCAUUUGUACAGAAACUGACCUCCAUCAUCGAUACAGAGUUCAAACGCCAGUUCGCAAUUACCAUUUCCACUACAAUUAUCCGUUUAAUUGCGAAAUGCAUAAAUUCCGGUACGGAACUUUCCAACAAAUUCGUUGCUCCUCUAUGCACAUUUCGAUCCAUUGUCCAAUACCCCAAGCAGCCACCACAAUACAAACGUCCUUCCCAAGGUAUCGGAGAUUCACCCCCGAUUUCGGAAAAAGAACUGUUACCUUUUGUAUUAGAUGCAUUGCAAAGGAACGCUAUUACCUCAGCAUUACCAACGUUAGCAGUUUCUUUCCCUGAUUUCUCUCCUUUCCAUCUUUUCAGGACGAUUGUUUUGCAGCAAUGUUGGUUAUUAGUUUGCAGCGGAAGAAUACAAGAUACAACAGUUCUUAUAGAGAAAUUAGGCGAAAAUCCUGGUCAACAUCUUCAUGAAAUGUGGCGUCAAACGACACGUAACAAGACGCGUGCUGUUUUGCAUGAUUAUCUACAUAAACAAGGAUUGUUGACACAAAAAGAUGACGAAAACCAUCAAAUUUUGUUGAAAAUAACAACAAAAUAUCCAAAUACAUCUUUCAAACUUGCAAGGAAACUUAACAACUCUCCUGCAAUGAAAGCGUUGAAUGAUCCAUCGAAAUUACCAAGUUGGCAACCAAUUGUUGAUUUAACAACUGAUUUCAAUGAAAACAAAGCAAUGGUUUUCCCAGAAUUAUUCAACAUUCCUGAGGAAACACCCGUUGAAUCUCCCAAAUAUUUCUUAGGAAACAUUGCUUUGAUUGAAUCACAAUCACCUGAAACAAUAAAGAUGUUGACAACUGAUGGAAUCUCUGUUGAAAGAUUGUGGAUUUUGCAUUGCGAACAUAGAGUUACUGAAAUGGUAAAUAUGUUCAAGAAAGAAUUGGAAAAAACUAAACCUGAUCAAAAGAAGAAUUUGAUAUCUGUCAAAUUCAUUAAUACAUAUUAUUCUCAAAUGAAUAUGUAUGAAAUUGAAACAUUACUUGACAUUUUAUGUCAAAAUGGAGUUUUCGUUCAAAAAGAAUUGGAUGAUUUCGAUUUAUUAGUUGUAAGAAUAUGUAAGAACAAGUUCUUGUUUGACCAGAGCUGGUGGUCGAACACGACAACACUUAACUUCACUGAUUUCUUUAAGAGUUUCGCUGUUUAUUGCGCAAAAAAGAAUUUGUUUAUGCCAUUCGAAAUGUUCAUUGUUUCGCAUCCGAAAGCGAAAGAAAUUGACAUGUCUGAUAUCGAUGAACCAUUGAUUAAAUUCAUUUGGGAUUUGUGGGUAAAGAGAGAUCCUGCCGCAGCAAAUCUUUCUUGCAUGCAAUUGAUAGCUCAUUCCAAAUCAAAUGAUCCAAUAGAAUUAUGGAAACAUCUCCCAUCUGAUUCUUUGGCUCCUUUGGCUUCUUUCGUUUGGAAUCGGGAUCCUGAAAAGUUCAAACCUGGUUCUCCUGAAACAGAAGCACUCAGCCAGAGAUUGAAAACAGAUUAUCCGCUGUUGUCUUCAUUAGUUAAAGGAGAAAUUCCUCAUCCACCAUCUCCACAAAUGACUCCUCCUCAAUCCCCAUGGAGAUCUCCAAUUUUCACUUCAAAAUUUGACUUGGAAUUACAUGAUCUUUUGAAGGCACAUUUUGAUUACGAUUUCUCCAAAGUUUUCACAGAUUAUUAUGGAAAAACUCCUGGACAACCUCCUUUCCCACACUUCGACCACCCAGAACUCAUCACUGCUCCUAGCGAACCUCCUUAUGUUCAUUACGUCAAAUCGAUGUUACCUGUUUCAGCUUUUCAACAAGCAAUCGAUGACGGAGUGACAGAACCUAAAUUUAAGGAACUCUGUUUGCAGUGUAUGAGAGAAGCCUUGCUUGACAGGAAUAUCAGGUUAGCAGCUUUAACAUUCAUAGAGUUAGUUGACUUGAAAUUCAACACUGAUUCAGCAACAGACUACAAAUUAUGCAUUGCUAUUUUUGAUAAUUUACAAAAUGAAAACAACACAAUUUUAUUUGAUGAAUUAUCAAAAGUUUUCGUUCAGCAUUGCAAGACAUCAGCGAAGAAUAUACAGAAGAAACUUAUGGCUAACGAAAUCGAAUUAUUCUUGCUUUCUAGUCUAUUAGGCGUCCGAUGUGGAUUGAGUUUGGAUUACACUCCAAUCUCAAAUUUUGCGAAAAAAUCACGUCCUGCAGAACUACUUUUGUUCAUUGACAGGGCGAGCGAAAUCGGUGCACACUAUCAAAUAAACGAAGUCGUCAAGAUAAUAAGACAAGAGAUGCCAGAAAAUCCUCUCAAGGAUCACUUGUUAUUCCAUUUGACACAAUCACUACCAACUGAAGAAGGAACAAACAACGCAGAUAUUCCACCUGCCUUAGUCGUUUUCAGAGCUGUAAGAAGAACAGACAAACCACAAUAUAUAUCUUUAUUGCAAGAAUCAAUCAAUCAUUCUAACCAACUAUACGCGUUGUUAGCUACAUCAAUCGAAGGAUCAAACCCUAUGAUAUGUGCUUUGGUCGUAUUGUUGACGAUGACGAAAGAUUUCACAUUUGAUGUAACACAAGAAAUCGAACAUGAAAAAAUUGUUUCUCUCUUCAUGCAAGUUAUUUCAAACCUUUUGAGAAAAAGUGACAAAGUCAAUAAUGUCAAACAAAGUCUUGAAUUAUUUAGUGACAAAUCUAUUGUCUACUAUUUGUCAUCAUUUAGUUAUUCGGUCCAAAACUUUUUAUUCCAUCAGGCCGAUCUCGUUUUAAGUGAAAUCAACAAAGUUAUCAAAGACCAAGAUCCAGAAACUAAUUAUCAAGAUGAUUUAGUUGGUAACAUCAAAAUCAAAGACAUCAUCCAAGUUUGGCAUCCAUUAUUAGAUUACUUGGCAAAACUUUGUUCACAAAAGUCACAAGUUCACUUAUUCCGAUUUUUGCAACUUCUCAAAACAACAAAUCCAUCACCAUUCCUUGCAGAUCGUGUUUCUAUGUCAUGUGUCAUUGAGAAAUUCGAGAAUUUCAGGAAAGCUAUUUUCGAAUGCGACUUACUUGGUAAACCAGAAGACAUCGUGAAAAAGUUUGCAUUAAAUCAUUCUCUUCAACUUGGACAAAGUGUUGCACAAGUUCUUGGUACUUCAUCAUCUAACGCGACACAAGAGUGGCUUAAACACCAGUAUUCGACAGCAACAACACCAGCGCAAGUCCUUGAUAUCCAUUCACAGAUUGUUUCUUCUAUCCAAGAUGGCGAUGAACUGUUUUUUGUUUCACUUUUCUCUGCUUUACUUCCAUACGCACAACCCACAGAAGUUUACGAUAUCUUGAAGUUCAGCCGCAGUUUGUUCAAGCAAGAAAACAGUUUGACCAAAUCUAUUGACGCACUUUUGAUCCAUCUUGACAUUUGCCACGAUUUAUCCAUUGAAGUUCCUCGUGUGCAAGACGUCAUGAUGCCAUUGAGUGAAACAUUGGAUUUACUUUUCCCACGUACAGAUUUAUCCAAAGUUCCUAAGAAGAUCCAACUUGGCAUUGCAUUGCCUGUUUUAUACGGUAACGGUGCAUUGCAGCGCUUCUUUGAUUCGUCGAUUGACACUACUAUUGAUUAUUGUCUUGACAACAGACGUGUUGAUGAUGCACGUCUUCUUUGUGAGUGGCGCAACAAAUCACCUAAGUCUAUUUUGUUGUUGGAGAGUGUUCAGAAUUUGAUUUCAGGUCAGAAGCUUAGCGAAGAAAGUUACCAGCAUCUUUCGCAGUUCGGCAAUGUCGAUGACAUCGAACAGCUUCUUGACAGCAUCUCAUCUAAAAUGGGCCGGCGAUUUGGUUUGAUUUCUCUUCAUUUCAAAGCAUGCCGUCGACUUGGUUGGCCAACUAACGAUUUGUUAAAGCGCAAGACUACAGAUUUCAUCGAAUCCGAACUAUCAGUCACAAUCCAACAGUGGCCUAUUGUUCGAAAUCUGAUUUCAUUCAGUAAAUUGACAGACGAAGAGACAGCGAAUUCACUGUCUAAAUCUUUCACUAACCAUGUUAUCGACCAACUAAGUUCUCAUCCUAAACAGACACAAGGUCUUUUGAACGUCAAAGAUUUCUCAGACAAAUUCGAAGAAUUCACGAAACUUUGUCAAAAUCCAAGUUCUGUUGGUGAUCAUUUAUUCCAACGGGCUAAAGAACUUCAAGGAUCGCAACCAAUCUCAGUCAUUGUUAACUUGCUUUUGCACUCUAGUAUGUGCACAAGUGACAUUGAUGAAUGCGCAGAAAUGCUUGACCACAUCUUGGACAAGCUAGUUGAAGAGAAACAACUCAGUUUGAUCAUCAACAUUGUCACUAUUUUCAAAGACCCAGCAUUGCUACCAAGGUAUUUCCAGCACUUGAUUGCUCAAGAAAAGCUCGAUGCUUUGCCACAUUCUACUCUGUCUAAGAAAGUCGGCCGAGUUAUCAUGAACUGUGCACGACACGUUCAACCAUUCGAACCACAGAAGUACUUCGACUUGACACUGAACUAUAUGCUUUACCGAGAUCACGCAGAACUUCGCAUGGAAUGCGGCUUGCGUCUUUUGCGAGGAAGUCCAGACAAGAACAAAUUGCAAGAAGCGAGCAGCCACUUCUUGUUGGCACUUGCAUAUUUCUUGCAUGAAAAAUGCUAUUCACUUUCUAUGGAGUGCCUCAAGAAGCUUUCAUUGAUUUCUCUUCAGCUUGAAGUUCCAGAUAUGAACGUCCUCCAUUUGGACGAAUCACAAGUUCUCCAUCUGAUGAAGACGAAAGACUUCCCAUUCGCACUCACAACAGCAGUCGCAUACGACAUGGACACAGAAGUCAACUGGGCAGAAGCUAUUUUCACACAGAGCGUCCAGAAUAAAGGAGAAGAGUUUCUUACAGCAUUCCAGUACUUCAGACCUCUCACAUCUAACCUAUGCUCUCAGGUUGUCAAGAUGUACAAAGAAUCUAACUCAGACGAAGAGAUGAAUAAGCGUAUGAAGAGUUUCUUGAAGAAUAUCCCUAACUUGGUUGAGCGUUACCGAAUCGCUAAAGAACUUCAGUUCCAGGACCAACUUGAUAACAUGAAAGAGCAAAACCCUGUUGUUUGUGAAUGGUGUGAACGUGUUCUUAUUGAUGGUAAAUAA
Molecule: messenger RNA, 6114 nt
Organism: Trichomonas vaginalis G3
Lineage: Eukaryota; Parabasalia; Trichomonadida; Trichomonadidae
Product: spatacsin family
Exons: 1
Coding region: 1-6114 (2037 amino acids)
Cellular component (GO): cytoplasm
Molecular function (GO): protein binding
Source: RefSeq, a predicted model, not a curated record